AUGAGCUGCAAUACCUCCAAUACUGGUUCUGGUAGUAGAACUCCUAGAAGGACGUUUGAGUUUGGAAGGACCCAUGUGGUCAGGCCCAAAGGGAACCACCAAGCGACUAUAGUUUGGCUACAUGGCCUUGGAGAUAAGGGCUCAAGCUGGUCCCAGCUUUUGGAAACCCUUCCUCUUCCAAAUAUUAAGUGGAUUUGUCCUACUGCUCCUUCUCGUCCUGUAGCAUUAUUUGGUGGAUUUCCUUGCACUGCCUGGUUUGACAUGGGGGACAUUUCAGAAGAUGCUCCUGAUGAUAUGGAGGGGUUAGAUGCCUCAGCAGCGCAUGUUGCAAAUCUUUUGUCAACAGAGCCUGCUGAUAUAAAACUCGGUGUUGGGGGCUUCAGUAUGGGUGCUGCAACUGCCCUCUACUCUGCCACGUGCCGUGUUUUAGGGCAAUAUGGGAAUGGAAAUCCAUACCCAGUUAACCUAAGUGCAAUUGUUGGUCUAAGUGGAUGGCUUCCAUGUUCAAGAACUUUGAGGAACCGGAUGGAAGCGUCGAAUGAGGCUGCAAGGCGUGCAGCAUCCUUGCCCACUUUGCUAUGUCAUGGCUUAGGCGAUGAUGUGGUCGCAUAUGGACAUGGAGAGAAAUCUGCACAGGUCUUAAGUUCAGCAGGAUUUCGAAAUCUAAUGUUUAGAACAUACAACGGGCUGGGGCACUAUACAAUCCCUGAAGAGACUGAUGACGUUUGUACUUGGCUAACUGCAAGUUUGGGGCUCGAGGGAUCCCGAUCAUACUAA
Molecule: messenger RNA, 777 nt
Organism: Prunus armeniaca (apricot)
Lineage: Eukaryota; Viridiplantae; Streptophyta; Magnoliopsida; Rosales; Rosaceae
Source: the annotation of a GenBank genome assembly